AUGCUUAGCUGCGAACCAAUCGAAUCUUUUAAAAUUCCAUUAAAAGCUUGUCAAGGUUCAGUCAUUGAACACAAUCUAGUUACUAUACGAUUAAAUGUUGAAUGGCCUGAUAGAGGCGGUGACGAUCCUAAGCUUGUGAUGCAUAUUAUGAAUAAAAAGCCGUCAGCAGCGUGCAUUCAACAAAACCAAUUAUUAGCACCUAUAUGUAGUACUCCUGUUAAUCAUUAUCAUCAUUAUCAAUAUCAACGGUCAGAAACUUUUGAUCCAAUGUAUCAACAACAACAACAAUAUCAUUAUCAUCAACAUCAUUCACCACCGUUAAAUUAUCAUAAUUUAUCAAGUUCAACAAUAGUAUCUACUGGUGAUCAGAAUGAUGUUUCAUCAACUACACCAACAGAAGUAUAUAAUGGUAUACAAUCACAACCAGUACCAUCUUCUACAGUGAUUCAAUCAAUUGGAAAUCAAUCACAAUCUCAAUUAAUACCUAAUUGCCGUUAUCAAAAUACAAUGAAUCAGCAAUAUUCGUUAGAUCAACAUGUUAUGCAUGCAUCAUCGUCUAAUUUGAAUGAUUCACAAUUAGAUAUACAAAUGACAAAUCAAAAUCCAAUAUCGUCAAUGAAACAAAUAUCUUCAGCGACAACACAAGUUGAUUUACAGCAAGCAUCAAGUAUGCCUUGUGCGUCAUCAAUGUUAACAAAUACAAAUACAAAGCGUAUAAUUUGUCUUUGUUCAAAUCCACCCAAAGGUCAUAAUCAUAAUUGUCCUGCUCGUAGCUUAAUUAAACAAUCAUCAAAUACAAUCUUAACAAAUGAAACUAUGUUUCGACCAUGUAAUGAUCAAAUGAUUGCUCAUCGAAAUACCUUUUCUUCACAACUACAUUCAAAUGAUACUAUGUCAACGUUCUCUACGAUAGAACCAAUUAGACCAUCCUCCCUACCUUUUCCAACUUCGGAUCCUAUGAAAACAACUGGUUUAUCAUCAAAUCUAACAACAAUGAUUUCUCAACAAUCACCUUUAUCAACAACACAAAUGCCUUCAUGGAAUACUGAUAAUAAUAUCCAACAGCAAACUUCAAAUUUUUCUCGAGCUAUUAUGAAUAAUUCUUUAAAUUAUCAAACGACUUCAUCAAUACCAAUGCCCAUUGAAGGACAACAAAAUAAUAAUCCCAUUAGUCCACCUCAACAGAAACAACUUCCUAUAGGAAAGAAUAGUUUAAUAAAUCAAGAUAAAUUAUUACAUCAAAAUCAAAAUGAUUUGCAUUGUCAAAGUCAAAAUACAAAUAACUUAAAGUCUUCAUCAACACAACAAAAUAACAGUCGUAGAAUUUUAUCAUGUCCUCCUGAAAAACUGCAGGACAUACUCACUUUUCCAGAUAAUACACAAACGACCAUAACUGAAUCAGCAGAUAAUACUGUACAUGACUCAACGAAUGAUAUAAAUAGAAAUAUUGAACAAGAAAAAGAACAAGAUAUAUAUUCUAUGCAAUCACAUGUAAGAUCACCGGUGAAACUUGACAUUUCAAUGUCACAAAAUUUAAUGAAAACAACAAUUGGUUCGCCAGAAAUUGAUCAAACUAUAUUGGAUGUUAUCAAAGGCAAAGGAAAAAUUUCCAUUUAUAAUAAAUUAACAUCAUCUGUUAUAAGACAACACCAAAAAAAACAACCAUUAUCAGCUCAACUUGUUUGGGAACAUAAUGGGCCAAUAACAACAAAAACAUUACAAUCACCAUUAAAUCAAGAACAACAACAACAACAAUCAACUCUUGAUUCAAAUGUUUCAACAUUAAAUCGCCCGACUGUUCUUAAUAUUACAUCAUUAAACAAUCAUUCGUCUUCAACUGAACAAAGUAACAUGAAUAAAUUAUCGCAACAAAAAACAGCAACAGAUAAUAGUAAAAAAAGAGACCGAUCAAAAUCAACGAACCCUACAAAAUCAAAACGUCAGAGUGUAUCUACUAUUAAUAUGCCACCCCCGACAACAACGUCAUCGUCUCCUCAAGAUGUAUCGAGAACAACACUAGCAUCACCUGUUGCGUCACAGCCAAACUUAGUUAACAAGCUAAUUUCAUGGUCGAAGCCAUCUAUAAAAUCAUCAUCAUCAUCAUCAUCACCAGUAAACGUAACAGCAACAACAGCUGUUGUAUCUACUGAAAAUUUAAAUCACAAUUUAAGAAAUAAUUCAUGGCAAACACUUAAUAUACAUCAUAAUAAUACUCUAAUUGAUUGUUAUGAUUCUAAUCAUGAACAACAACAAAUGAAUUAUACAAAAGAUCAUGAUCAUAUUGAGAUAGAUGAUGGAUUUCUAGUGCAAGCACAUGGACAUUUUAAUUCAUCAACACCACCACCACCAUUAACAUCAAGAUCAACACUAAUUAUUAGUGAAAUAUUAACUCCAACAUCAGUAGAUAAAUUAUCAAGUAUAUCAGCAUCAUCUUUAAUCAAUGACGAUGAUAUUUAUGAUAAUUUUUUUCAAUCAUAUACACCAUCUUGUUUAGCAACACCACAAGAAAAUCAAGUAACAUCAUCAGUAUUAACGCCACCUGAUGUUCAAAGUAAUCAUUUAUUACAGCAACAAUAUUAUUCACAAACUGAUGAAUAUUUUGAUUCAAAUCUGCAAUCACAAGUAAGAGUAUUAUAUGAUAUACAAUCUUCAUGUUAA
Molecule: messenger RNA, 2658 nt
Organism: Rotaria sp. Silwood2
Lineage: Eukaryota; Metazoa; Rotifera; Eurotatoria; Philodinida; Philodinidae
Source: the annotation of a GenBank genome assembly